AAGCCGCUGCUAGAAGCUUCAAUGCCCAGCCCUAACCCGGAAGGAGUACGUUUUUGACGUCAGAAGCAACAGCCAAUCCGUGCGAGGCCCGGGUAGACUGCUCCCAGCAUCUCUUGCGUGCCGCGGCCUCUUUUUCAUUUCCGACGGUGCCGUCAUGUCGGUGGUUUUUGUGCCGGAGAAGAUUCGGAGCAAAGUGGAAGUGAACCAGGAGACGUUGCAGCGGCUGCUAGAAGAAAAUGACCAAUUGAUUCGGUGCAUUGUCGAAUAUCAGAAUAAAGGAAGAGCUGCAGAAUGCGUGCAACACCAACACACUUUGCACAGAAAUCUGAUUUACCUGGCUACUAUUGCUGAGGCAUCUCCAUCUCCCAGCACAGAGAAGACAGCAGACAGUGCCUGAAUACAAAUAUCUGCCUGGAGAAAGUAUGAAGGAUGUCCAUCUGGAAGAAUGAGCGUUCUAAAAAAUGCCAUGCCUUUAGUGAUAUCCAGCUGAAUUGUGCUGCUUUGUCAGUAAAUAAACUUUUUGUACUUCCAGAAAGUGGCAGUGCACAUAGGAUUAAGAUGAGGCAUUGUAUGCUAUCUAAAAGUGUGAUAAAAGGUUUGCAAAGCACACUUGUUAGAAUGCUGUGCAGAAGUGUUAAGCCUGCUCUGUAAUUAGUAAGGAGCAGGAGAUGUGCUGUAAUGACUUGCUAUUUGAGGGAUAAGACUGCACCGCAGAUAUUCAGUACAAGAAGCCAUGAGCUAGACCGAAGAGAAGUUAAGUGCUUUGUUUCUUCAAACAGUGGCAUAAUUAUGCUGUGCUACCAGUAGAGGGCAACACUGAACUGAAAUAUUUUCCUUUCCCAUAAAAAGCUGUAUUGAUUUUUAUUCACUGAAUCUACAUAAUGUGGUCAACAAUAAACCUCUAAGCAAAUCUGA
This is a messenger RNA of Heteronotia binoei (common prickly gecko), 915 nucleotides long. RefSeq names its product SS18 like 2 (gene SS18L2). Bases 155 to 397 code for a protein of 80 amino acids. Gene Ontology annotation, molecular function: transcription coactivator activity. Gene Ontology annotation, biological process: positive regulation of transcription by RNA polymerase II. The record is from RefSeq and is a predicted model, not a curated record. Gene Ontology annotation, cellular component: nucleus. The transcript has 3 exons. NCBI's taxonomy places the organism in Eukaryota, Metazoa, Chordata, Lepidosauria, Squamata, Gekkonidae.